AUGUCGCUUAACACAGCAAAGAAGCCGGUGAUCGCAGUGGUGGGCGCCGGUCCAGGAAUCGGAGAAGCAGUCGCCCGUGGAUUCGCAGCAGAGGGCUUCGCUACGGCACUCCUCGCUCGUACCGAAGACAAGCUACAGACCAUGGCCCAAGGCAUCGACAAAGACUUUGGACAAGGCACAGCACGGUACUACAUCACUGACCUUCGAGUCGAGGAGUCCGUCAUCGCAAGCUUCAAAAAGAUCGCCAGCGAGCUCGGCCCAGUGGAAGUCCUCGUCUACAAUGCUGGAGCACGACGAGUCAAUGGCCGCAAGAUCUUGGACACAUCGUCUGAGGAGUUUGAGAACUUUACCAAGAUCAAUCUGUUCGGAGCUUUCUGGUCGACAAAGUGUGUCCUGCCUGCUAUGCUGGAAGCAAAGAAAGGCACGAUCCUCUUCACCGGUGCAACUGGUGCACUCCGCGGGCCGCCCGGUCUUUCAAGCUUCUCACCUGGCAAAUUCGGACUCAGAAGUCUCUGCCAGAUCAUCACACGAGAAUAUCAGCCGGACGGUAUUCAUGCUGCUUUCAUUGUCGUCGACAGUCCCGUGGAUGGCAAGCUCAUCGGCGGUGUGUCCCGUAGGAAGUGGGAGCGUGAAGGCGCGAAGGAGAAGCUGGAAGACCUGGAUGCAUAUUUGAUGCAGCCAAACGAUCUCGCGCAGACGUAUUGGUUCCUACAUACCCAGCCACGAAGUGCUUGGACGCAUGAGAUUGAUGUCCGCCCGCAGAAGGAGGGCAUGUACAGUAGAUUGUGA
This is a messenger RNA of Zymoseptoria tritici IPO323, 789 nucleotides long. RefSeq lists its product as uncharacterized. The transcript has a single exon. The coding region runs from base 1 to 789 and encodes 262 amino acids. NCBI's taxonomy places the organism in Eukaryota, Fungi, Ascomycota, Dothideomycetes, Mycosphaerellales, Mycosphaerellaceae. The record is from RefSeq and is a predicted model, not a curated record.